Messenger RNA from Striga asiatica, 786 nucleotides. NCBI's taxonomy places the organism in Eukaryota, Viridiplantae, Streptophyta, Magnoliopsida, Lamiales, Orobanchaceae. The record is from the annotation of a GenBank genome assembly.
AUGAGUCGCCUCUACACUUUUGUCUUGCCUUCACUCGUCAUGAAUCUCAUUUUUUGUGCGCGAUUAUGCAAUUCACGAAGAGUAUUUUAUGACCAUAUGCAACCUCUAAAAUCAACUGAAUUGGUCUCACCAAGUCAUCUUUUUGCAAAAGCUUCUAUCCUUGCCCCUGACAAUUCUAGGUGCACCUUGGAUAGCGGUCUUUCUGAUUGUGAGAACAAAAAUCCUCAUUUUUCUCAUCCUAAUAUCCUGAAUGCGCAUGAUCUUGAUCAUUAUCACAUCGAGUUAUCGAAAACUGCAGCACGAAACCCGCCUAAUGAUCCUUUGGAGAGGGGUCCUGUCCCUCCAUCUGACUCUUCAGGUUGCACAUACAUUCCCGGUGGUGGAGGCCCAGACUGUAAUUAUGCGCCUCCGCGACAUUACAUCUCUGACACAUAUGGUCUUCAACUUGGAAGAGUAUUUUAUGACCAUAUGAAACCUCUAAAAUCAACUGAAUUUGUCUCACCAAGUAAUCUUUUUGCAAAAGGUUCUAUCCCUGUCCCUGACAAUUCUAGGUGCACCUUGGAUAGCGGCCUUUCUGAUUGUGAGAACAAAAAUCCUCAAUUUUCUCAUUCUAAUAUCCUGAAUGCGCAAGAUCUUGAUCAUUAUCACAUCGAGUUAUCGAAAAAUGCAGCACGAAACCCGCCUAUUGAUCCUUUGGAGAGGGGUCCUGUCCCUCCAUCUGACUAUUCAGGCUGCACAUACAUUCCCGGUGGUGGGGGCCCAGACUGUAAUUAUGCGCCUCCAUGA